AUUGUGUUUUGUUGUAAAAAUAACUUUAAGUUGUAUUACAGGGUGGUGCGCACUGGCCGGGCCCUGCUAUGUGGGCCUACAUCAUCGCGGCGGCUCGCGGGGACUCCCGGCAGACGAUGGCACGUAAUCCCGAAGAAUACACCUUCUCAUACCGCGAUGGCCAAGUAUUUAUGGUGUCCGGGCCCCGAAUGGACGAGCCGGGGCCCUCCGGCGUCAGCACCAAAGAGAUCUUCGAGGACUGCAGUCCUCCCUCUCCCAAUGACUGCGCUAGCCCUCUCCCCACCUCUAAAGACAUAUGCAGCAGCCCUCCGUUCUCCAGGGAUCUCAAGAGUCCUCCUCCCGUCAGCUCCAAGAGCUCGAUCCCGUUGAAAUCAUUGACCAGCCCUAACCAUGGAGUGGAGGAUGUGAUCGAGAUAUGCGAUGAUGAAGUAAGUGGUGUUCAUAAUUAUUGUUAGCAUGUGAUCCACUUCAGAUACCUAUUAAUGUAGUCGUUUUAAAAUGAGAGCGUAAGUAAAUACGUUUUGUAUAGAAAACCGAGCUUGCUGGGGACCCUUACAUUUUAAGCAAGUUCAUUGAAAUAACUGUAAUCUUCAAUAGCUUAAUGUCUUAACUCAGAUUGUUUUGAUUAUUGGCCUCGUGUAAAAUGGUUAUUUAAGUCUUUGUAUAUGUCUAUUAAAAUCAAAGUUAAUUCAAAAAAAAUAUUCAUUCAUUCAUUUAAAUUAUUAAUUUACUUUUUGUGCAAUAGAAGUUUGUUUUCCUUGCAAUGGGAUAUUAUACUCAUUUUAAGCCUAAAAUAAAUGGAAAUCAUUGGUGAAAUAAAUUCUAGACAAACACACCAUACUACAGGAUAUGAUGAACAAGUAAUGUGCAUGGUUAAAGGGGAGGAGGGGACAUUCACCCUCUCGUUGAUAACGUUCAAAGUAAGUCUCUGGAGACUGUAAUUACUGUUCAGUGAUGCUAAACCCAGGGAUCUAACUUUAAUACCUUAUUUUAAAACGCAUGGGCCUUAAUAAUGAUGAUGUAACUUUAUUUUCGAUUUUGCGAAUACAUACUACGUAGGUCACUAGAUAAGUUUUGCAAUACGAGUAGACAAAUAUGAAACAAUGAGGUGGCCUAUCACAUAUAUUUUUAAAACUAUAUUUGUGUAGACAAUGUUUGGGUGGAAAACAUGUACUUUAUUUUUAAAACGUCGGCGUGUGCUAAAGGCGAUUUACGCAUAUUUCAUACAUUUUCAUUUCAUACAAAGUUAAGAUUUUUUUUUAAGUAUAUUUAAAUAGAAAGUAAAUAUUUUCCAUCCAAUUAUUCUCUAUGGAAAUAUCGUUUUAAAAAGUAUAUAGGCCACCUGUUUGUUUCAUAUUUGUUUAUUGCAAAGCUUAUCUAGUGACCUAUGUAUUACUUAACACUUUUUACAAGUUGUUGUUGUUGUUGUGUUGUGUGUUGUUGUGUUGUUGUUUAUUUGUUACGAACUUCGAAGUAUAUAGGUACCCAACUUAACAUUUUUACAAAAUAAAUCUUUUUCACUUUCCUAGAUUUGAAAGUGAAAAAUCUUAAGCGUAAUAAACACUUUCUAAAACUAAAUUGUAACUUUCUAAAAAAGUAAAUUGUACAGGUUAACAUGUAAAAUAAGGUUUAUAAUUACUAGAGAACUCAUGUUUGACAAGGAUACUUUAAAAGACACCAAAUCGAAGAAUAAAUCCUCUCUUUAACUUAAUACGAGUAAACAUAGUGCAGUUUCCAUCGCUUACUUAAUUU
Molecule: messenger RNA, 1752 nt
Organism: Cydia pomonella (codling moth)
Lineage: Eukaryota; Metazoa; Arthropoda; Insecta; Lepidoptera; Tortricidae
Exons: 2
Coding region: 69-455 (128 amino acids)
Source: RefSeq, a predicted model, not a curated record